This is a messenger RNA of Daphnia pulicaria, 3389 nucleotides long. RefSeq lists its product as uncharacterized. Bases 430 to 3309 code for a protein of 959 amino acids. The record is from RefSeq and is a predicted model, not a curated record. The transcript is spliced from 15 exons. Lineage: Eukaryota; Metazoa; Arthropoda; Branchiopoda; Diplostraca; Daphniidae.
AGUCUAGAGUCUACUACUUUUUGCCUUUUUGGUUGGAAUAACAUCAUGGGGAGUUCAGUCUUCACUCUCUUCAGUCUUGUAGUCUACGGUCUGGUCUUUCCUUCGCGCCAACCGAGCUAGGUAUUAUAGCGAUUAAAGAUUGAUAGAUUGAUUUAAUCGUUUAAUGCAGAAUUCAAGUUAAAUACUAUUCUUAAUGUUUGUCCUGCUUUGGAUAGAUAAGAUUAAGUGUGUAUACAAAUUCUUUCUUUAUUGAACAGUCAACAAAAAUGACAAACAUUAAGUGCUUGUGUGCUGUAAUACUCUUGACCAGUUGAUGGCCUAAAAAGUUAUUUCGCAAACAGUCAGUGACAUCCUAACACAUCCAAAUCAAUUCUAUGCUGAGUGACACCAAAGCAUUAAACAAAACACAGCUACCAGAGAAAUAGCAGAAUGUCAGAAUUGUCGUCUUUAGGCAGUAAAUGGGAUGCAAAAUUUGCUUGCUUCUUCCUACAGAAGUUUAUUGAUUCGAGGUUGCUGUUGAAUGAUAAUACAGCUUUGGGUGCAGUUGAACAUCUUAAGAAUCUUUCAAAAUAUUUUGCUCAGCAACUUGUGAACACCAAUGCCUUGAACUUUGAACCAUGCUUUGAACUGAGCGAAAUAGAUGAAGAACUCUUGGAGCAGCAAUGGCUGAAAAUUGUGAAUUAUGAGAACUGUAAUUUGCUACCAUCCAGUAUACUUCAUGUCCCCAAAAACAGCAGUGAGCUAAAGGCUUGUCUGGUGAAUAUUGGCACUUAUAUAAUGUUCAAAAGUAAGCGUCGCUCUAAUGACCUUAAAUUUGCGAUGGACAUUCUUUCUUUGGCCCUCGGAACUGUCCGAGUCUGCUUUCAAGAUGAGCUGAUUGAAGAAGCUGACAGACUUUUGAAACUUGCUUCUCAGUCAAUUUGCCCUCGGAUGAACGAUGAAACAGUUUACGACUUUACUGCACCACGCAUAGAGGAAUUAGAAGAAACAUUCGAAUCUUGCCGCAGUUCACUCUUUGUCUAUCGCGUUCUCGGUUUCUACAGGAAAAACCAGUUCAAUGACAUAUUAGGAUUGUUGGGGAGUACCAAGCAAGAGCCUGUAAAAUUUGAGAUGGAUCAAUCAAAUUCACUUUCUCGAGUAUGUUUUAAUGUCGCACAUGGAAUGUUCUAUCGAGAAGACUUUGAAGAGGCCAUUAUCUGGUUGAAAUUCGCCCAUUCUUUUGGACAACAAGAUAAGGAACGACCAAUUAAAGAUAGUUGUACCGACGAUGCCAUCACUUUACUGGCAGCUUGCUACAUGCAUCUUAACCUGUCAGAGGAUUGGCCUCGAAUUAUCGAAAUUUUGGACUUUGGAGAUGACACUGUUGAGAACUUGGAGCUAAGGUUGCAAACACUACUAGUUAGUGGAAAGGACAUCCAUUCGAUUAAGCAGUAUCUUUCGAAAUACUUGGCUCUCCGAUAUAGAGAAGAUGGCAUUGGUCAAAUAUCAGUGAAAUUGGCUGCCGAUCAAUUGUUUUGUUUGAUCGAAAAGCAAAAAGGUAUCACUUUCCUCAUGCAGCUACUCCGCGAAAUCCCCUGGAAAGAUGAUGAGAUAAUGACCGAUAAAAGUGAUUGGAAAACUGAAUGGUCCCAUGUCGAAAGCAUCAAGUGGAUUUGUGCUAAAUACGCCACACGUUAUUUCAUGGCUGAAGAUCGAACUGACGACCUGUUUAAACUUCUUUGUGAUAUUCAGCACUGGAAUGACGAAAAUGUGAACAGUGAGUUGAUUUACGAGAUAUUGUAUCUGUCUGAGGGUGAGGCUUUAAGACUAAUUAACGACGAAGGUAAUGUGGAGGCUUCCUUGCGUUGGUAUGAAAUAAUCGUUCGAUUUGCCAAUCGCCAUGGAAUCGAUUCUACGGUUAUAUGGAACGCGAUGACUUGUUUGUUACAACUUCCUCAUGAUACAGGAUAUCAAAGGGCUGAAAAGCUGUCGACUCUGAUUCCGGAAUAUGACUCAUGGGCUGAUCAGGAUCCCCUUUGUAUUCGAUUGCAAAUGGCACUAAGAGCUCAAAACUACGAUAAAGCGCUACAGAUCACUGCGGAUUUAGAUAAUCUGGGAGAAAAUAACGAUUGGGAUAAAAUCCAACGAGCUAUAAGUCGUAGCGCGUCAAUUGCUCGGGACAACGGGUUUUAUAUUCCCAUGCUCAACUACCUCGAGACAGCAGCACAAAACUGCAAAAUUUCGUUUAUGAAGGCCAUAUUGCUACGCUUUGUAUUAAGAUUCCAAAUGGAAAUGUUAAAUAAAGAAGCGGAGGAGAAGAAGGAAAUUAUGUUGACGAACAUAUUGUCCACCAUCGCUGCUGCCUAUAUUACCACUCGUGAAGCUCAGUCAAGUGACCCCUUUCUCGUUGAAAUACGGAUUUGGUUCGCCCGAACAUCCUGGAAUUUGGGGCGUAUCGGAAACAAACAAUCUGCUUAUUUUCGUCAUCAUCUGUUUAAGCUGUCGGGCCAGUUUUUUGCUUUGGAAACAUGUUGGAUGAAAGAGAUGAAAACUGCGAUGGUCAGAGCGAUUGAGGCCACCUUUGACUUUGGUCCCAAUCACAAACGAAUCUCCUACGUGCGUAUUCUAGAGUCCGCCCUUGAUGUCGUGAAUGAAUUUUACCAACAUGCUAAGGGUUCGGAGCACGUCCAGCUAAUCCAAUUGAUGGAAAUUCACGCACUGUGUGAGUUGGCAAAAGACUGGCAAAAAGUUGAAAAACUGUGUCACAGCUAUUUUGACGAUAAAGAUGUCAAUCCCAAACAUGACGCUGACUUCUUUCUUAGUCUGGCCUCGAUCAUAAUCAGUACCAAAGAUGCCAAGAUCUGUGAAGUCGUCACGAGUGAGUGCACAGAUGACAUAUUCGAGAGGAAAAAAUUGUCCGCACAGCAGCAAACGCGUUUGACGAGUUUAGCUGCUACGAGCCUGGAAAAGGCGAUCGAUCUGUCAACGUCAUCAGGAACUCUCCCCUCCUCGAAGAUAAUUCCCCUUUGUCAAUGGAUCGUUGGUGUCUUGUUUAACUCUAGUACCGUUCGAGAAACGUCUACCCUGAAGGAACAUUUAUCAUUGCUGGACAAACUAGCGCCCCGGUUGCGGUCGACCGACAUUCCUUUCCCCGAAAUUCAUUGGAUUUUUAAGAAGAUUUGGAAUACGACUUUGCAGUGCUCGGAUCAGAAAUUCAAACAGCAAAUGGCGAGAUGGCUGGCUGAGAGUUUUAAACAAUCGCCCCACUACCCUAAGUUGAUGGAUUUGUUUCAGCCGCAAUUUGAUUACGUGUCUGUUCUUUGGCAGUGAGUUUGUCCGGUAAGAGUGCAAUUUUCUUCGGUUUCAUUUUGGAUUUUCUUUUUCAUGUUAAUAGACUUAAGUCCUGCGUU